GGACCCAAGCCUGGAAGCGGCAUCUGCUGUAAGCCACUGGAAUUCCAUUAUGCGCGUGAUCACUCUCACGCGAGGCGAAACGCCACCACUGGUGCAGUUGUAGACUUGAUCGACAACUCUAGGGAUUGUACCGACAAUUUUUUUCGGGAGAAUCGGUUCACGAUUGAGUGGAAUCAGAGGAAACGUCGUCGUGGGAGGAAUGGCCAUGGUCGUAGUUGCGCCGGGAGGCCUCGUAGCGGCGCCCGCGACGCUGAGCUCGUGUGGAUUUCGGAGUUCAUUCGCUGGGGAGAGAUUGCAGGUCUCCGGGUGUGGGCUGGGACAGAAGGCCCAGCAGGAGGCUGUGGACUCCAGGAGGACGGAGAGUAGGUUUUUGGGUGUGCGGGCGCAGGCUGGGAGUUUCAACCAUAUCCCGAAGCAGUUUAGACAGGAUGGUUUGAAAGACGGUUUGACACAAAAUUUCGAGACCUGUCCACCGAGUUUGUAUGGAUUGAGCCCUUCUCAGAUGGAUACGUUUAUGGUGGAGAACAAUCCGUAUCAAAGGCAAGCGGAGCGUGUCACGGAGGCUUCUAUCUCUUCGGCUAGUAGAUACCAAGACGGUACUGGAAUGUGGAGCGCAACGGGGCUGGACGGUGCGCCUUCUCGGUUGAGCAUGAGUGUAAGUAUGUACAGGGGAGGAGGAAGUGCUGGCGGGCGCCCCAAGACUGCUCCUCCCGACCUCCCUUCUCUUCUCCUUGAUGCCCGUAUCUGCUACCUAGGUAUGGCCAUUGUGCCUGCAGUUACUGAGCUGAUCAUUGCGGAGCUUUUGUGGUUGGAUUUUGACAAUCCGACAAAGCCAAUUUAUUUUUAUAUUAAUUCCUCUGGAACUCAGAAUGAGAAGAAAGAGAGCAUUGGUUUUGAGACUGAGGCAUACGCCAUAGCGGAUACCAUUAGGUAUGUGAAAUCCAAAGUUUACACCAUCAACUGUGGACAGGCAUUCGGUCAAGCGGCUAUGCUUUUGUCCCUUGGAGAGAAAGGCUACCGUGCACUUCAACCCAGCUCCUCCACCAAAUUGUAUUCACCGAAGGUGAACCAGUCCAGUGGGUCAUCAACAGAUAUGUGGAUCAAAGGCAAGGAGCUGGAUGCUAACACAGACUACUACAUAGACCUGUUGGCUUCGGGUACUGGCAAGUCCAAGGAAGUGAUUGCUAAUGACAUUCGAAGGCCUCGGUACUUCAGACCACAGGAGGCAGUUGAUUAUGGUCUUGCAGACAAGAUCAUAGAGCCACGAGGAAUCGCUAUGGAGAAACGAAACUACGAUGAGAUGCUUGCGCAGUCGAAGGCUGCGAGGGCAUCGUAUACUAGACCUGGAGCAGCAGCCUCAGCAGGAGCAGGAGGGCGCUAGACCAAAGUUCACUGUAUCAUGUUGAGUUGGUGGAAAUCUCGUCAAAGAACAUGUUAGCUCUGUACUGGACAUUACCAUGUAACUUAAAUUCAACUUAAUACACAAUCUUCCAAGUAUCUUUUGUUUCGAAGGC
Physcomitrium patens is the source of this 1514-nucleotide messenger RNA. RefSeq names its product ATP-dependent Clp protease proteolytic subunit-related protein 1, chloroplastic. NCBI's taxonomy places the organism in Eukaryota, Viridiplantae, Streptophyta, Bryopsida, Funariales, Funariaceae. Gene Ontology annotation, molecular function: serine-type endopeptidase activity; ATPase binding; ATP-dependent peptidase activity. Gene Ontology annotation, biological process: protein quality control for misfolded or incompletely synthesized proteins. The record is from RefSeq and is a predicted model, not a curated record. Gene Ontology annotation, cellular component: endopeptidase Clp complex.